Folsomia candida is the source of this 1025-nucleotide messenger RNA. RefSeq names its product RNA polymerase II degradation factor 1. The record is from RefSeq and is a predicted model, not a curated record. The transcript is spliced from 3 exons. NCBI's taxonomy places the organism in Eukaryota, Metazoa, Arthropoda, Collembola, Entomobryomorpha, Isotomidae. Bases 149 to 868 code for a protein of 239 amino acids.
UAAGAAGUCAGUCCGUUUUUUUCUCUCCCUCGCCGCUGCCGGGUAUAAAAGAAGUCUGGACGCUGACCGUUCCAUCAGUAGUUUUGGCUAGUUCGCCCUGAUUUCAUCACAAGAAACAACUUGCUCCCACCACCUCCCACCUGAAAACAUGAAGGUUUUGGUUGUCCUUUCCGCCUUGGUCGCGGUCACUUGCGCCCACACUUUGGGUCGGAACGCAGGAGGGUUAGAGACCGUGUACGAUUCCCAACGUGACGGUGUGAACCACCCCUACGUCCAGUACGACUCCAGACGGGAUGGUGCCUCUGGAAAGCAGAUGACUUACCAGAACGACGCCUCUCUCCAAACCGUUUACGACUCCAAGAAGGACGGCGUGAACCACCCAUACGUCGUCAGCGACACUCGUCGUGACAACUCUCGCGCCAUGAAGCAGACGCCCACCAACACGUUUGCUGGACACCAACAACCCCAACGACAAAUGAAUUAUCAACACCAACAAGUCCAGCAACAACAACCCAUGUACCGUCAACAGCGACAACCGGUGCAACAACAAUACCAACCACAAAUGUACCAACAACAACAGCCCAUGAUGAUGCAGCAACAACAUGGAGGACAGAGGACAAUGAUGAACAAUAAGAACGCGGGGGGCGACUACUCCAACUACGAGGUCAUCUAUGACUCCAAGAGGGACGGACUUAACCAUCCAUUCGUCAUCUACGAUUCCAAACGAGACGGACAAGAUUCUCCACUCCGAUCCAUGUACGCCAACGACCCAACUCUCGAGACCAUCUUCGACACCAAGGUCCACGGCUGGGCGCACCCUUGGGUCCUCUACGACUCCACCAGGGAUGGGGCACGAAACAACUAUUAAAAAUUUUUCAUAAAUUCUCUUGUUAUCUUUUUUCUAAAGAAAUUAUCCGUUGUCACAUUCUGUUCUAAGAAAAAUUGUUCAAAAGACAUGUUGUGAAAUCAGGAUCAUCUUUUAAUUAUGCUGAAAUUAAAUUGAAAUACUAUCAAUUCAAAAAAUA